Molecule: messenger RNA, 858 nt
Organism: Eupeodes corollae
Lineage: Eukaryota; Metazoa; Arthropoda; Insecta; Diptera; Syrphidae
Exons: 2
Coding region: 289-858 (189 amino acids)
Source: RefSeq, a predicted model, not a curated record
UUUUUUCAAAUGGGAAGACCCAUCUCUAAGCAAUUUUCUACCGUGAAAAUCAGUCUCCUUUUUGGUAAAUUACAUGAGUGCAAAGAAUUUUCAUUUUCGCGGGUCCUUUUUAAUCGCCAUAUCAACUGAACUUGGAAGGCGAAUUUAAUUUUUCAUCAUUAAAUACUUUGUUCACUGAAACUUAAAUUUCGUAUCGUUUUCCGUAAGAAAAAAAAACAAUAAAAUCACAAAAAUAAAAAGCAAAACUUAAAUAUACAUUUAUAUUCAACCAAUUUUAAAUAAACCAAUAUGUCGAAAAAUGAAUCGAACUUGUCUCACCCUCAAGGAUUUCCUAGAAGAGUUUUGAACAGAACGUUUACGGCUCCAUCGAAUUAUUAUUUUGGAAACUAUGAAGGUGACAUUACAAUGUUUCGAGGUCCUUAUACAUCGUCACCAAGAAAAAUCAAUUAUUCCUCCUUGAGUAGUUAUUGUUCUGAUUCCGAUGAAGAAUACACUAAUUUAACUCGUUUCGAUGAACCUUCCAAUACUUUGGAGACUUUAAGAAAUCGUCUAUUUCUCUAUGAGCUAUCACCGACAUUAUCAAAUGUUAUUUUAAAAAGUACCUUCUAUCAAAAACUUAUUCAAAUUAACACAAUUCUUAUAUUCAUAACUGCUUUAAUAGUUUUAUCAUCAUUUGAUAUUGCCAAGCGGGUUUUGAAAUUUGUUCAUUGUAAAAGAUUUUAUCUUUAUUAUUGGAUUAAUUAUUUAAGGCAUAAUUUAGCACCAAUAAGUGGUUCUUUAGUUGUAAUGUUUAUAUUUGGAUAUUGUUAUUAUAUAUGUUUUCGAAGUUCCUAUGAAAUUGUUAAUUUAAUUAGUUAA